Messenger RNA from Peromyscus californicus insignis, 2384 nucleotides. RefSeq names its product arginine and serine rich coiled-coil 2 (gene Rsrc2). The transcript has 12 exons. The coding region runs from base 497 to 1627 and encodes 376 amino acids. The record is from RefSeq and is a predicted model, not a curated record. Lineage: Eukaryota; Metazoa; Chordata; Mammalia; Rodentia; Cricetidae.
UCAUCCCUUUUGUGCCAUCCGGGUCUCUCGCGCCAGAGAUAAAGUCUGUGGCGAAGCUUCGGGGCGGCCAGUACUGUUGAGCGCGUCCAGCGGAGGCGCCGCCUUAGCGGCCGGGACCCAAAAACAAUGGCGCCCAGAGCAUAAAUACGGAGAGGCAGAACAUGUUUUGCUGUACCUCUGUGCCAAGGGGAUAUUUUCAUUAAAGAAGGUUAAUUAGGUUCUCAGGCUACUGAUGCAGAACGAGAUGGACUAGCCCCAGAAAAGACAUCCCCGGAUAGAGAAAAGAAAAAAGAGCAGUCAGAUGUGUCUAUUUCUCCUAGAACCUCAAAACAUCACUAUUCAAGGUCACGGUCAAGAUCAAGAGAAAGAAAGCGAAAAUCAGAUAAUGAAGGAAGAAAACACAGGAGCCGGAGCAGAAGCAAAGAGCGUGCUAAUGCGCGAAGAGACUGAACUGAAGACGCUGCAGACUCAGAUAGCAAAAUAAUAAGCCUACUUCAUGAUAAGAACCAACUUCUUGUUAAAACAGGCAAGAAGACAUGAAUCCAAAGAUAAGUCCUCUAAGAGACAUAAGUCUGAGGAGCACAAUGACAAAGAACAUUCUUCUGACAAAGGAAGAGAGCGAUUAAAUUCAUCUGAAAAUGGUGAGGACAGACACAAACGCAAAGAAAGGAAGUCAUCACGAGGCAGAAGUCACUCAAGAUCUAGGUCUCGUGAAAGACGCCAUCGAAGUAGAAGCAGGGAGAGGAAGAAGUCUCGGUCCAGGAGUAGGGAUCGAAAAAAGUCUCGAUCCAGAAGCAGAGACAGGAAGAAGUCAAGAUCUAGAAGCCGGGAUAGAAAACGAAGGAUUAGAACACGUUCCCGAUCGAGAUCCAGACACAGGCAUAGGACUAGAAGCAGGAGCAGAUCAAGAAGUCGAAGUCGAGAUAGAAAGAAGAGGAUUGAAAAACCAAGAAGAUUUAGCAGAAGCCUAAGCCGGACACCUAGUCCACCUCCCUUCAGAGGCAGAAACACAGCAAUGGAUGCCCAGGAGGCUUUAGCUAGGAGGUUGGAAAGGGCAAAGAAAUUACAAGAGCAACGAGAAAAGGAAAUGGUUGAAAAGCAAAAACAGCAAGAGAUGGCUGCAGCAGCUGCAGCCACUGGGGGUUCUGUUCUCAAUGUUGCUGCACUGUUGGCGUCAGGAACACAAGUGACUCCUCAGAUAGCUAUGGCAGCUCAAAUGGCAGCCCUGCAAGCCAAAGCCUUGGCAGAGACCGGCAUAGCUGUGCCCAGCUACUAUAACCCAGCCGCUGUGAAUCCAAUGAAGUUUGCUGAGCAAGAGAAAAAGAGGAAAAUGCUCUGGCAAGGCAAGAAAGAAGGCGACAAAUCUCAAUCUGCUGAAAUAUGGGAAAAAUUGAAUUUUGGAAACAAGGACCAAAAUGUCAAAUUUAGGAAGUUAAUGGGAAUUAAGAGUGAAGAUGAAGCUGGCUGUAGCUCGGUUGACGAAGAAAGUUACAAGACUUUGAAGCAACAAGAAGAAGUUUUUCGAAAUCUUGAUGCUCAGUAUGAAAUGGCAAGAUCACAAACCCACACACAAAGAGGAAUGGGUUUGGGUUUCACAUCUUCAAUGCGUGGAAUGGAUACAGUUUGAAAAAUAUCAACUUGGGACUUUAUAGACUUGUUCUGAUGUCAGGUCCUUGUUCACCAAACAGCUAGUAUUCUAGCUUGCAUGGGUGUUGCAUUGACUUUAAUUUAUUGAAAAAUACGAUUUUUUUGUAAAUAUCAGAUCAGUGAUACUGGUGUUAGUGUUGUAAUCAGGUUAAACCCACUUCCAUUAAACUUGACAGGACUAUAGAAGGACAAUAUUUUUUAGUUCAUGAAUUCUACUUUUCAAAUAUAUUAAAGCUUCGGGUGGGAUAAAAUCUCAUACAUAGAUUUUCUCGUGUCCGCUGUCUUGUGUACUUUUGUACUUAACCUUGUACAGUUAUUUUCAUCUCUUGAAACAUGAAAGAAAUGUUAAGUAGAUGUUCUUUAGAAGAUCUGGCCAUUUGGUACAUAAUCUGCACACAUAUGCUGGGCAGUGAUAAUAAAAAUGGUUUUCUCAAAACUGGUGUUAAUUUAAGUUACCUGGUGUUCUUGUUUGAGUCUGUUGUAUGUAGCGUUGAUGUUACAAUUAAAAAACACUGGCUAUAAUGCUUUUUUACAGCAGCUGUUUUAGGGUAUAAGCAAUACUACAGUGCGCAGAAAUGUAAAGGGAAGGUGAAUGGAGCAAAUUUAUUAUUAUAGUAGUUUUCCUAUUAUAAGGCAGAAUUGAUGUGCAGUAUUUGUUAGUCCAUGUUAUUCAGGAAGUAGGUUAAUGCAUUAAAGGGAUGUGAGCACUUUUAUAUUAAUAAAGUGCCUUAUGACAA